AAGUGAAAAUAUAAAUAAAAUACGAUAUUUACAACCUGCCCACAGCAACGCGUUGCCACCUCUACAUCACAAGCAACAAGUUAACGUCUAGAGUUUCAACAUUUUUUGAAUCCAUCUGAGGUAUUUACCAAAAGCACCCAAAAAGCAUUAAGACAAUAGUCAGGUCAGAUACGAAUCAAUCAGCAAAUCAACCAACCCACCAAACGACCCACUUACAAUAACUUAACUACAAUUUAUUUUACAUUCUUGUAAACAACUCAAAUCAUUCAUUCACCAACAGCAGGUUAAGACGUGCAAGCUCAAGUAUAUAAGUCAAAAUGUGGCCGUCUCACUGUCAACGGCUAGUUCUGCUUGUCAUCAGCCUCACCUGCUUUGCUUGCCUCUUCGCGCCUGUGGCGUCACGUUCACGUGACAAAGAAGGCCGUCGACGUAGCGAUCGCCUGUCAACUGUUUCGUCCACCUCCGCAUCAACCUACUACAGCAACUAUGCGGGCAUCUCCCCCGUUGCCACUAGCAUAUAUACGGGUCCCAUGGAUACAACCGGAUUUUGUGUACGUCGCCGCGACAUGAAACUCAUGUGCUAUUGCACGCCUGACGAGAAUCAUGUACCCGUACAAAAAGCAGAAUGUUGGAUAUUCUCCGAUGUCUUGUUACAGAAUGACACAACUUGGACGCGCUUCUUUCAACAGAAGCGUUUGCGUGAAUUGAAAUUUGUUAUACAAAAUCAUGGCCGACUCGAUUAUAUACCCACAAUGAUAAUUGAAUCAUUAAAGAAUUUGUCCAGUAUUAUUAUUGAGUAUUCACAAGUGGAUGUGGUGAGGAGUAACGCUUUCGCAAAUCUCCCAUAUUUGGAGCGUAUCAUAUUGACGAAUAAUCACAUUGUGGCAUUGGCUCAGGAUGCUUUCGCCAAUCAUAUACGUUUGCGUGAAUUGAAUUUGGAGCACAAUCAAAUCUAUGAAAUCGAUCGGAAUGCCUUCCACAAUUUGCCACAAUGUGAGCGUCUUUUCUUGAAUAACAACAACAUUACCAACCUGCAUGACAGUUUGUUUGUGGAGAUGCCACAUUUGAAUUAUUUGAAUUUGGCUUAUAAUCAAAUUUCUGUGCUGACCAGUGAUAUCUUUAAGGGCCUAGGCAAUUUAAAUGUGCUGAAGUUAUCACAUAAUAAUAUAAAUUUUAUUGGAGACACUGUAUUUGCGGAGCUAUGGAUAUUGUCGGAAUUGGAAUUGGACGAUAAUCGAAUUGAGCGUAUUUCGGAACGCGCUCUAGAUGGCUUGAAUACUCUAAAAACGCUGAAUCUACGCAAUAAUUUACUGAAGAAACUCGACAAUGGCCUACUACGUGGCACACCAGCACUCCUAUCAAUCAAUGUCCAAGGCAACGACUUGGAAACUUUGACAUUUUAUACAUUCCAGCCAAUUAUGGAUAAUUUAGUCAAUAGCACGAGUGAACUGCUGCUCUCAGAAAAUAAUUUCGUUUGUGAUUGCCGCCUCCGAUGGAUAUUUGAAUUGAAAAAUCGCACACGGUUCAUGCAGCUUCGUGACAUGCUCGAGGAUUUUGUUUGCACAUUGCAUGAUCCAAAAAUUUCCAACUUUAUUGAGCCCAUACCAAACCACAUUUUAGAUCUAUUGAACAUCGGUUCUAGCUACAAUGGUGAAAACUUAGGUGGCAGCAACAUCGGGCGCAAGCGAUUCUCCAAGUCCCGUGAAAGUGGCACCCAGCGAAAAGUGAGCAGUAGUGGCAGCAAUGGGCAUCGUUUCGAACAAAUGCAACUAACAGCCGAUAAUGUGGAGGUUGGUGAAGGCAAUGCGGCUGCUAUUGCCAGCAUACCCGAAAAUAGCGCACACAUUUUGACGCUAAGCAAACGGUCGAUUGCCGCCAAAGAAGAAGUAGUUGCAGCUGCCAGUAGCCAGUCGGAAAUGUAUAACGAUGCAAUCUUAGCCGCAUCCGACAUACCAAUCGUCGCUACCGCCAAUAUAAUUGGUGAAAAGAAAAAGAAAUCUAUAUCAUCGGCCAAUCUACGAGAUGAUUACUAUGACGAAACCACCGGCGUUGGUGGUAAUCCUGCUCCGCAUGAACUACUGCUUGCGCAGCAAGUAGAACUAGGCGACGGUUUGGAUGCAUUUAAACAAAACGCCUUGUACAAUCAGCAAACCAAUGAUGUCAUCGCCAUGACCAGCUCAAACGCCGAACAUACAGCCAGUAGUAAGCCACAGCCUUUGGGCAUUAAGGUACGUCUCUUCACACUCAAACCGGAGUAUCUGCCGUGUCACGAUGAGCUAAGCGAUCCCACAGAAUUACCACUGUCGCGCGAUCUUAUGGAUGUACGUAGCAAUCAGGCGCAGAGCAAUAUGUCAUCCGGCGGAUAUGGCCUGACAAUGGCUACACGGACAUUUGGAGGUGUGGUGGCGUUAAUUUUACGCUUCAGCAGCAGACGGCGAAUCGGUUAAGGGGAUGUAAAGGCGCAGGGUACAGUAAGUAUCAGAUAUUUUUAAACAUGGGUACAUUUGGGGAUAUUGCCAAGAUAUUCGAAA
Anastrepha obliqua is the source of this 2531-nucleotide messenger RNA. RefSeq names its product connectin-like. Bases 318 to 2447 code for a protein of 709 amino acids. The transcript is spliced from 4 exons. The record is from RefSeq and is a predicted model, not a curated record. Lineage: Eukaryota; Metazoa; Arthropoda; Insecta; Diptera; Tephritidae. Gene Ontology annotation, molecular function: protein binding.